Molecule: messenger RNA, 2373 nt
Organism: Chinchilla lanigera (long-tailed chinchilla)
Lineage: Eukaryota; Metazoa; Chordata; Mammalia; Rodentia; Chinchillidae
Gene: Orc5
Product: origin recognition complex, subunit 5
Exons: 15
Coding region: 560-1867 (435 amino acids)
Biological process (GO): DNA replication; DNA replication initiation
Cellular component (GO): nucleus; nuclear origin of replication recognition complex
Molecular function (GO): DNA replication origin binding
Source: RefSeq, a predicted model, not a curated record
CUGCCCGGCCACGCCGGUUUCCGGCGCGAGCGCGAACUGUGUGCCAGUGAGGCUGUUGCUAGGGACUCCGCACAGCGCCGCGCUCUCUUCCGGCGUCCGUCCGCCACGAUGCCUCACUUGGAGAGCUUGGUGUUGUGUCGCGAGGCCCAAGUGUCCACUUUGCAGUCCCUGUUUGGAGAGUGUGCUUUAUCCAACUAGAAAUGCUGGCUGUCAGUCUUGAGGUGUCCUGUGAAGUUAGUGGAAAAGCACCACCCUCCAUCUAAAGGGACGCAAUAGUUAAAGAGAUCACCAAUUGCAUUCUCAGCCAGUUGUUUAAUGUUUUAAAUUAUAGUUAUCUACAUUAUCACUGAAAAAUUUUCUUGGUUAUUUUCUAUGGAUUCCUUUCCUGGAAUUGAGAAACCCAGGUCACUCGAAACCAAAAGUGGUCCUCCUGACAGAAAGUUUUGGCAAAUAGGGAUGAGUAGUGUUGACUAAAUAGUGGAUCAUAAGAAGAGUUUAGAUCUUUGCUUUUAUUGCAUAUCAUGAUUAGCAAAACUGAAAGCACUUUAGGGUGCCAUGCAUGUGGGAAAUCCAAAGAACUAAAAGCAAAAAACUGAUUUUUGUCUCCGAAAAUUCAUUUAUUUUUUCAAAAAGACAUCAUUUCAGCUUUCCAUCCAUUUUCAUUUAUGGACAUACUGCCAGUGGAAAGACCUAUGUAACGCAAACAUUGUUGAGAACUUUAGAGCUUCCGCACGUCUUUGUGAAUUGUGUUGAAUGCUUUACUCUAAGGCUGCUUUUGGAACAAAUUUUGAACAAGUUGAAUCAUCUUAGUUCUUCAGAGGAGGGGUGUUCUACGGAAAUAACUUGUGAAACAUUUAAUGACUUUGUUCGCUUCUUUACACAAAUAACCAAAGCUGAAAAUCUCAAGAAUCAGACUGUAUAUAUUGUUCUAGAUAAAGCAGAAUAUCUACGAGAUAUGGAAGCAAAUCUUUUACCUGGGUUUCUUAGGUUACAAGAAUUGAGUGACAGAAACGUGACUGUUCUAUUUCUCAGUGAAAUUAUUUGGGAAAAGUUUCGUCCAAGUACUGGAUGUUUUGAGCCAUUUGUCUUGUAUUUCCCUGAUUACAGCAUAGGGAACCUUCAGAAGAUCCUGUGCCAUGAUCAUCCUCCAGAGUAUUCCGCUGAUUUCUAUGCUGCCUACAUUAAUAUUCUUCUUGGAGUUUUCUACACUGUUUGUCGGGAUUUGAAAGAGCUUCAGCAUCUGGCAGUACUUAAUUUUCCUAAAUAUUGUGAACCUGUUGUUAAAGGAGAAGCAAGUGAACGUGAUACUCGCAAACUGUGGAAAAAUAUUGAACCUCAUCUGAAGAAAGCUAUGCAGACUGUUUACCUCAGGGAGGUAUCAAGUUCUCAGUGGGAAAAGCUACAGAAAGAUGACACAGAUCCAGGACAACUAAAAGGUCUUUCAGCGUAUACUCAUGUGGAACUUCCAUAUUACUCUAAGUUUAUUCUUAUUGCUGCAUACCUUGCUUCAUAUAACCCAGCAAGAACUGACAAGAGGUUCUUCCUUAAGCAUCAUGGGAAAAUCAAGAAAACCAACUUUCUAAAAAAACAUGAGAAGACAAGCAAUCAUCUCCUUGGACCUAAACCAUUUCCACUAGACCGAUUAUUAGCAAUAUUAUACAGUAUAGUGGAUAGCAGAGUGGCUCCAACAGCAAAUAUCUUCUCCCAGAUUACCUCUCUAGUGACCCUUCAGCUGUUAACCCUGGUUGGCCAUGAUGAUCAGCUUGAUGGACCAAAAUACAAGUGCACAGUUUCAUUAGACUUCAUCAGAGCUAUUGCAAGGACAGUGAACUUUGACAUAAUAAAAUACUUGUAUGAUUUCUUGUGAAAACAAGCUUCAAAGCCAUAUGGAGACUGUGACAAUGACUGAGCCAAGCUGUGUUCAUCCAGCUACUUGGCUGGCCAGGGAGAGGAGUUCUUUGGCUCUAUUGGAUUUGUCCAGACAGGUGCUGGCCCAGCAUGGAAUCUGAUGAAAAUAUUCUGAUUGGUCUGGAUGGAUGUGAGCAGAAGACUAUUUACCAGGGACCCUGGAGUAUUUGGAAGCAACGUGUUAAUUAUAAACAGCAGGGUUUGAGCACAAUCUGUUCUACUCUUAAUGAUGUUAUCUUAACACUGAAAUUGCCUGAAACCCAUUUACUUAGGACUACGUUUUGCUCUGUGAACUAUCCCCUGCGCUUUGAACGUGCCAGCAGCCCUUGUUUUAUGCCCAGUAUUUUCACUUCCUCUCCGCAGGACCCUCUGCCGUUGCUUGCUGAAGCAGAUUUCCUGAGGCCACCGUUUUAAAAGAUGAUGGUUGCAAAAAUAUAAUAAAUAAAAAUUCUUGUAAAAAUCCAA